AUGGAGCUCCUCGCCGUGCUGCUUCUCCUGCAGCUGAUAGAUUCUUAUCAAUUAGACAGUCUACGUCCUUUACGGCGUACGAAAAGGACAUGGGUUAUCACCACCAUUGAUGUUACAGAGGAGGAGAAAGGACCAUUCCCAAAAUAUGCUGGACAGCUGUUCAACAACAGGUCAUUUAAUACAUCAGUAAAAUAUUUAAUUAGUGGACCUGGGGUAGAUGAAUCUCCAGAGAUUGGAUUGUUUUCUAUAGAAGAUGACGAAAACGGGCAUGUGUAUGUACAUCGUACCAUUGACAGAGAAAAGACUCCAUCUUUUCAGAUACGUUUCGAUAUUGUGCACAGAGAAACUGGUCAGCCUUUGGACCGCCCUUUGUUUUUCAAGAUAAACGUAAAAGAUGUUAAUGAUAACGCACCUGAGUUUCCCAAAGAGGAAUUCAGCGUUACAAUAAGGGAGAACCACAGUGAAGAUGAGCCAGUUUUCCAAGUUACUGCCUUGGACAAAGAUGAAGGUGGCACUGCUAAUUCUCAGGUGUCCUAUUCUCUAAGUACGCAAAUGCCCCUUCUAGAUGGAUUCACAUUUAACAUUGAUCCUACCACAGGAACAAUACAUCUGUCUGGAUGCCUGAAUUAUAAGACUGCCAGCACUUUCAAACUUCUGGUGAAAGCCUAUGACCAAGGAACUCCCCAGCUGUCAUCUACUGCAACAGUGAAUGUAGCUAUUGAAGAUGCAAACAACCAUCCCCCUGUAUUUACUAGGGAUAAUUACCAGCUACAGAUUUCAGCAGGCCGAGAACACUCAGCUGCAUUAUGGCUCCAAGUGGAAGAUGAAGACUCGCCUUACACUCCAGCUUGGAGAGCCAAAUACGCAAUAAUAAAAGGCAAUGAGAAGGAACAGUUCACCAUUGAGACUGACCCAGACACAAAUGAAGGCAUUUUGAGUGUUAUCAAGCCUCUCAGCUAUAAAGAUGACUCUGAGAAGAGACUCAUAAUUUCUGUAGCAAAUGAAGAACCUUUCUUCUCAUGUGAAAAUGGCAUUGUGAUGAUCUCAAGCCUAGAACCCAUGAACACAACUGUGAAUAUCAAGGUUACAGAGUCACAAAAUGUUCCCCAGUUUCAUCCUCCUAUACUUGUUGUCCAAAAAGAAGAUGCGAUGAAGCCUGGGAGAGUGUUUAGAAAGUAUCUUGCUACAUAUCCAGAUGGUGGGCCAAAUAAGAUUAGAUAUGAACUAUCCCGUGACCCAGCUGGAUGGCUGAGUGUAGAUGAGAAUUCUGGAGUUCUUAGUGUAGUAAAAGAAUUUGAUCAAGAAUCCCCUUAUGUGAACAACAGCCUGUACACCAUCAUCGUCCAUGCUAUUGGUCAUGAUACUCCACCACAGACUGGUACUGGCACCAUCCUGCUUUAUUUGUCUGACAUUAAAGAGCAUAUGCCAACGUUAGUGGCUCCUUCUUUAGAUGUGUGUGACAAAAAAGAAAGGAGACCUCUCAUUAUAAAAGCUAAGUCUCCUUUGGUGCAUUCACAUUCUUGGCCAUUUACAUUUGAGCUUGCUGAAGACUCUGAAGAUGUGAAGAGUACCUGGAAAUUAGGAAGGAACUUUGUGGAGUCGGUGGAACUUUUAAUGUUAAGAAGCCUCCCACAAGGUACCUACGUGGUGCCGUUCAUUAUUCGGGACAGGCGAGGACUUUCUACAAGGCAGAGUCAGCAUAUAAGGCUCUGCUUUUGCCCAGAUGGGCAUGCAUGUGAAGAUUUACCACAAGGAGCCGUGAGAUUUGGAGGUGGUGCCAUUGCAAUAAUACUGACAGCUUUAUUACUACUAUUGGUUUCCAGUAUUUUACUUUGUCAGUUUCAUGUGCCACAAUCUAAAAGCAAAGCUGUUGUUCUACCUCAAGAAGGUGAACAGACUUUUAUCAACUAUAAUGAAGAGAGCAGAAAGCCUUUGUCUCACAGUGGCCUAUACACUGGACAAAAGACAGUCCAAGUAAGAUACCGUGAUCACAUCAUACAGACAGUAGACAAAAUAUUGAAUCAGAAAUUGUAUGACCAAAGUGCACUGGAACCUUAUUGGGCAAGCUAUGCACCUUGCAUAUAUGCUGAGGAAGGAGAACUGGAGAAAAGUAACUCCUUCCACUCUCUCUCCAUGGGCAGUGAUGACUUGCCCAUAGAUUUUUUGAACACUCUAGGACCGAAGUUUUCUGCUUUGGAGGAAAUCUGUCAGAAGCGAUUUUCGUCAUUCAGUUAA
This is a messenger RNA of Cygnus atratus (black swan), 2235 nucleotides long. It is a transcript of the gene CDH26, whose product is annotated as cadherin 26. The record is from RefSeq and is a predicted model, not a curated record. Lineage: Eukaryota; Metazoa; Chordata; Aves; Anseriformes; Anatidae. The transcript is spliced from 14 exons. Bases 1 to 2235 code for a protein of 744 amino acids. Gene Ontology annotation, cellular component: catenin complex; membrane; adherens junction. Gene Ontology annotation, molecular function: cadherin binding; calcium ion binding. Gene Ontology annotation, biological process: calcium-dependent cell-cell adhesion; cell-cell junction assembly; homophilic cell-cell adhesion.